AUGGCUAUCAUGCAUUCAGGAGUCAGAGAUCGUGUCUUCAAUGGCAGGAAGCAAACAGGCAAGCUGCAUAUCGCCCAAGCUAAUCCAAACACUACCACGCCCGCCGUCCCACGUCCCGCGGUGAAGACCUGUGCUGUGUGCUACAAGGACCAGCCCCCCAAUGUCUUCCCUGACAUCAACCAUUCUGGACAGCACAACCAUGAACCAAACACCUGCCGCAAAUGUUUCAACCGCUACAUUGUCGGUCAAAUCGGCUCGGGUCAAGAUCGCAUCAAGUGCGCCGAGUGCCAGGAACAUUUGAGCUAUGAGAUCGUCAGGCAGAUUGUUUCUAAGACGUCUCUGGGCAUGUACGACAAGGUCCUGCUGAAGCGUUGCGUUGAAGAGGACGACGACUUCCACUACUGUAUGUCGGCCAAGUGCAAGUCGGGACAAAUCCAUAUCGGUGGACUUGAUUCUCCCCUCUUCAACUGUAAGGUGUGCAAGCGUAAGCAUUGUGUGGACUGCAAGGUUCCCUUGCACGAGGGCGAGUCUUGCGACGAUUACCAGGCUCGCCACGAUGAAGAGACUUUGCAAUCAGAGGCUGCCGUCUUUGCAAUGUCCAGAGCUUGCCCUGGAGGAUGUGGCGCCAGAAUUGAGAGAGACGGAGGUUGCCCCCACAUGCUAUGCACCAAGUGCGGUCACGAGUUUUGUUUCCUUUGCCUCGGCGACUACAACCAUGCCGCCACUGAGGGCAUGUGUCCCUCGCAGACAAUGGCUCAACCCGAACCGUACAACCCCUCAGCUGCCGCCAUCAAAGCUCGUCGGGCAGAGCGUCAAGCUCGCAAGCACGCUCACAGCGAAGAGGACGAGUCGUCAGUGGUCUUGCUUGGCACAAUCACAAAGCCCUGCCCUAAAUGCAAGGUGCCUAUCGAGAAGAAUGGCGGCUGCGACCACAUGACCUGCGCCAGCUGCCACUACCAGUUCUGCUGGUUGUGCUCUACCGACUACGCCCUCAUUCUGAGGUCCGACAACCGCGCCCACGCAGUCGAUUGCGUCUACCAUCCUGCUCAUUCCAGAAGUCGCGUUGAACCCUCCAAGUCUGGUCCCGAAGGAAACAAGGAGAGUGUCGAAAGGUCCAGAGAGUCCAACGCCUUUCCCAGAACUGUCAACAAAGACACCGACGAAGAUGAAGUGACUCUCGAGAAGCGCAACGCUGCACAGGCCGAGCUCUCAGACGAUGAGCACGAAGAAGGAGGCAGCAAAAAGAAGCAGAAGGUUAAGCUCACUGGUACCAAGAAAAAGGCACACAACGCAAAGAAGGCUGCUGUGCUGAGAAGCGUCCCCAAGGCGAGAGGCAGCGCUACCAAGAUGGCAGCUGGCACAGCUGCCCGUCGCGGCACCAGGACUGGUCUUCGAAGCUCGACCGCCACCGCAUCGAGCAGACCUGUCACUCGCGCUCAGAGCCGCGCUCUGGAAGCUCAGCAGGCCGGUGGCGCUCGUUGA
Messenger RNA from Aureobasidium subglaciale EXF-2481, 1482 nucleotides. RefSeq lists its product as uncharacterized. NCBI's taxonomy places the organism in Eukaryota, Fungi, Ascomycota, Dothideomycetes, Dothideales, Saccotheciaceae. Gene Ontology annotation, molecular function: zinc ion binding; ubiquitin conjugating enzyme binding; ubiquitin protein ligase activity. Bases 1 to 1482 code for a protein of 493 amino acids. The record is from RefSeq and is a predicted model, not a curated record. The transcript has 3 exons. Gene Ontology annotation, cellular component: cytoplasm; ubiquitin ligase complex. Gene Ontology annotation, biological process: ubiquitin-dependent protein catabolic process; protein polyubiquitination; positive regulation of proteasomal ubiquitin-dependent protein catabolic process.